AAAUUUGUAGUUUGAUUUUGUUGAUUUUGUUUUCUGUUUUUUUAUUAUGACAAAUCAGCUCCAUGGUGACAUGCGAGAGCUGCUGUCGUGACCUGGGGUAUAAGAAGUACUGUAAGAGUUCAUGAGAACUCUUAUGUUUUCAUUUCCAACGCUGUAGACAUUCAUUAUUAAUGCAGACCUGCACCCAAACCUCGACAGAAAUCCUGAAAUGACCGCACAUUAACAACACAUUUCAUCGUAUCUUUUGGAGAUAAACUGUUUCUAUCAAUAACGAGGAAACUGACUCAUGGACUCAUGGCGUCAACACCAGGACCAGAGGGUCCCAAGUCCUAGAGAAGAACCAGUCCAUCAGGACCAGAGACCGAGUGAAGAGCAGUGAGACUGGUCUGGUCUGCAGCACUGUCCUUCUCCUCAAAGCGGACAUGUUUAUGUCCAUCUCUGUGUUUUCUCGUGUCCUGCUGUCCUUUGGUUUCUUGUUCUCGUUCCGGUUCUGCAGCUGCAGUUUUUCUAAUUUCACCUGAACUCACCUGGACCCGGUCUGUGGGUUCUAGGUCUAUGCUCGGAAGCCAGCCGGAUCCUACGCGCAUGCGCACCUUCUCAGAUACGAUUUGCACAACGGUCCAGCAUCAAAGAUGGCGGGAGCCUCCGACCCACUGGAGGACAUGCUCUUCACGGAGGUGGACGAGAAGGCGGUCAGCGACCUGGUGGGCUCGCUGGAGUCCCAGCUGGGCGACCGGACCGACAAGCGGGAGGCCUCCGCCGCCGCGCCCGCCGCCGCCGCGCCCGCCGCGGGCCACUUCUCAGGGAAAGACCCCGGCUCCGCGGAGCCGCAACAAGGGCGUCCGAGAGCGGCUCUGACCCCGGAGCCCGGGUCCGGCAGAGCCGCGGCGUCCUCCUCCGCCUCCUCCGCGCCCGCCGCGGCCGCCCUGCUACCGGGCGGAGCGGACUCCCCGGGAGCGGGACCGGGACCGGGACCCGGAACACAGCCUGCCGCCGCCGCGGCGGGCUUCCCCCGGGCUGCGGCUCCCGGAGCCCCCGCCGUCGCCCCGGAGACCCGGACCUCGUCGCCCGGGGUUCAGAGUGUGAACGGCGGGCCGGGAGCCGUGAAGCCGGGGACCGGCUCCUCCGCCGCGCCUCAGCCCGGCUUCCAGGUACCUCAGCCCGCCGCGGGGCUCCAGAAGACCCCCGGUGUGGCCCAGAACGGCGUGGACCCGAAGGGGGCCCCGCUGGCGGCCCCGGCCGGCUCCGCGGGUCCGGCCCUGAACCACAGCGGGCCCCUGAUCCACACCAAGAUGCUGCUGCCCGGCCAGCCGGCCCCCGGGGGCCCCGUCAUCCUGACCGGCACCCCCCCUCCGGCCCCGGCCCAGUCCCCCGUCGGCCAGCCCGGGACCGGCACGCCGCCCGCCGCCACCGUGGCCCUGACUCCCGGGGCCAAGCCCGCCGUGAACGGGGUGGCCGUGGUGCGGCCCCCGGGGGCCCCGGUGGUGGCGACCUCCAUCCAGCAGCAGAGGCCCGGGCUGGGGACCGGGACCCCCGCCCGGGCCCCCGCCCCGCAGCCCGCGCUCGCCGUCCGACCCCAGCAGCAGACCACCAUCCAGCUGCAGCCCGGGUUCACCCUGCCGCCAGGCAUGGUUCUGGUCCGGACCGAGACGGGCCAGCUGGUCAUGGUCCCUCAGCAGGUCCUGGCUCAGGCCCAGGCCAAGACGCAGCAGAGCCAGACGGUGGCCGGCAUCGCACAGAGACCCGCCGCUCCCACGGCCGGCGCCACCAUCCGGGUCAGCACCGCCGCCACGGCGCCUGGAGCCCCUCAGACGGUCCGCCUGACGUCCCCCCCUCAGACCAGACUGGUCCAGCCUGCAGUCACGGUCCAGAAGGCCCUGGCCACGCCCCCUGUCGGUGGCGCCGUCCCUGUCAAGAUGGCCGCUCCUCUUAAAUCUCCCACCGUCAUCUCUGCGGGCGGCGCCAAGCCGGCGAGCACGCCGCCGCCGCCCGCCGCCCGGGUGUCAGUGGUGUCGCAGGAAAUGCAGGAGAACGUGAAGAAGUGCAAGAACUUCCUGGCGACGCUCAUCAAGCUGGCGUCCCACAACGCGCCGUGCCCCGACACCUCCAAGAACGUGAAGGCCCUGGUCCAGGACCUGCUGGACGCAAAGAUCGAGCCGGAGGAGUUCACCACCCGCCUGCAGGCCGAGCUCAAGUCCUCUCCACAGCCCUACCUCAUCCCCUUCCUCAAGAAAAGCCUCCCAGCCCUCAGACAGUCCCUCCUGAACAGCCAGCAGUCCCUGAUGACGGCCCCCCCCUCGUCCUCGGCCCCCCCUCCCGUGGCGCCCGGCUCUGGCGCCUCCAUCAGACCUCGACUCAGCGUGGAGGCCGGCGGCGCCGUGCGCCUCAACACGCCCAUGAGCAACACAACGGCGGUGACAGUCGGCAGAGGUUCCGUUCAGACUGUACAGACUCGCACUCCGGUUGUCAUCAGUCAGACGUUCAGACCUCAGGGUACGCUCAUCAGAGGACCGGCCAUCAUCGCCGGGAAGACGCCCAUCAACCUCGCAGCUCAGGCCAAUCAGAAGAAGCUGAGCGACCCAGGGGGCGGGACCUUCAGAGACGACGAUGACAUCAACGACGUGGCGUCCAUGGCCGGUGUCAACCUGAACGAGGAGAACGCCCGUAUCCUAGCAACCAGCUCGGAGCUGGUCGGCACCAAGAUCCGGUCCUGUAAAGACGAGUCCUUCCUGCCGACCGGGCUGCUGCACCGACGCAUCCUGGAGACGGCCAAGAAGCUGGGGGUCAGCGAGGUUCCGCUGGACGUGGUGAACCUGGUCUCUCAUGCGACUCAGUCCAGACUCCGGUCUCUGCUGGAGAAGGUCUCCGCCGUGGCUCAGCACCGCGCCGACGGGGGGAAGGAUGAAGAGCACUACGAGCAGAGUUCAGAUGUUCGCUCUCAGCUCAGGUUCUUUGAGCAGCUGGAGCGGAUGGAAAAACAGAGGAAGGACGAGCAAGAGAGAGAGAUUCUCCUGAAGGCUGCAAAGAGCCGGGCUCGGCAGGAAGACCCUGAACAGGCUCGACUGAAGCAGAAGGCCAAAGAGAUGCAGCAGCAGGAACUGGCUCAGAUGAGACAGCGAGACGCCAACCUCACCGCCCUCGCCGCCAUCGGACCACGAAAGAAACGCAAGCUGGACUCGCCCGGUGGAGCCACAGCAGGGGGCGAGGCGGCCUGUGGCCCCGCCUCCUCGUCCUCUGGCUCCGCCUCCUCGGCGGCCUCCACCCGGCAGCAGCUCCGUCAGAGGAUCACACGAGUCAACCUCAGGGACUUCAUCUUCUGCCUGGAGCAGGAGCGCAGCACCGCCCGCUCCCUCACGCUCUACAAGGCCCUGCUCAAGUGACGGAGCGGCCCCGCCUCCUCUGGCCUCCACCCGCCUCCACCCACCUCCUCUGGCCUCCACCCGCCUCCUAUGGCCUCCUCCCGCCUCCACCCACCUCCUCCCGCCUCCUCCCACCUCCUCUGGCCUCCUCCCGCCUCCUCCCACCUCCUCCCACCUCCUCCUGCCUCCGCCUGCCUCCUCUGGCCUCCACCCACCGCUCCUCCGAGGAGUGUGUCCUCAGCAACACUGAUGGAGGAAGCAGCUCCCAACAGCUGGCUGGUCCUCCUGUGUGUGUGUGUGUGUGUGUGUGUGUGUGUGUGUGUGUGUGUGUGUGUGUGUGUGUGUGUGUGUGUGUGUGUGUGUGUGUGUGUGUGUGUGUGUGUGUGUGUGUGUGUGUGUGUGUGUGUGUGAAAUGAAGAUUCGAAGCUCUGAAAGUCACAUUUUAACAUUUUAAUCCAAACAAACUGAAAGAAUUGAAUAAAAGAAGAGCUGGAACUGGAAGGAUGAUGAAGACCGGCUGCUUGGCCUGGACCGGCUCGGCCUGGACCGGACCGGACCGGCUCUGCCCGGGCCUCGGAGCAGGGCUCUGACGGGACUCCUGCAGGGUCUGAGUGAGGAGGUGCUGCUGUGUGUGUGUGUGUGUGUGUGUGUGUGUGUGUGUGUGUGUGUGUGUGUGUGUGUGUGUGUGUGUGUGUGUGUGUGUGUGUGUGUGUGUGUGUGUGUGUGUGUGUGUGUGUGGUAUUUAUAUUUCCUACGUUGUGAGGUCUUUCAGGAGUUUUCCACUCGUUUGUACCUUUUCAGAAAAAUGAAAUAAAGAGCAGAACUCAG
Molecule: messenger RNA, 4187 nt
Organism: Salarias fasciatus (jewelled blenny)
Lineage: Eukaryota; Metazoa; Chordata; Actinopteri; Blenniiformes; Blenniidae
Product: transcription initiation factor TFIID subunit 4-like
Exons: 15
Coding region: 633-3380 (915 amino acids)
Biological process (GO): DNA-templated transcription; transcription initiation at RNA polymerase II promoter
Cellular component (GO): transcription factor TFIID complex
Molecular function (GO): RNA polymerase II general transcription initiation factor activity; DNA binding; protein heterodimerization activity
Source: RefSeq, a predicted model, not a curated record